AUGUCCCACAAAAACCGCCCUCUGCUGCCUCUCGAACCCACCGCCAGCACAAAACGAGCCAAACGAAAAAGCAUCUUUGCUCAGUUGAACUCGAUUCAGUCCCAGUCUAUCUCCAAAAACAUCAAUAACGUUAACAACAUCGACGCAAAUUCCAAUGCCUCUAAUCUCAAUUCAGCACAUCCUCAAAGCAACUACAAUGAAAUCAAUAAAAACCACGCCAGAAAAUUCUCUAAUGCAAGCUCCAACGACACUGAUAUCAAUUUAUCCAAAACUAUCAGACUAAAUCAAUUGAACGAAAAAAUAAACAACCAUUUGUCCAAUAUUGAUCAGUCUUUAAAUAGAUCACUAAAUAUAAUCAACAAUAAAUUCAUUCCGAUCUUGCUAGACUACAACAAGUCCUCAAUUAACAUCAAUGACAAUUUAAUAGUUUUGAAAUCUUUGUUCGAAAACAGCGUUAAUUUUAACUAUCACACUAAUUCUCUAACUAAUGAUUAUACUAACGAUGACUCAAAUGACAUUUCCAACGAUAUUUUCAAUGAAAAUAUAAAUAAUAAUCUAAAUAAAGACUUACAGAGCAAUUCAUUUCAAAAUAUUAAUAACGACCAAUCAUUAAUUGAUAAUAACGAUUCUUUAUCUGGAAAUAAUCAAAAUCAGCUUCAAAAUCAAUCACAGUUACAUCCUCCCACUGCAUCCAAUUUACCCAAUUUACUCAUCGACUCAACUAAUGAAUCAAAUUCCAAUUCACAACUUCAUUCAAAUUCCAAUUUAAAUUUUCAAAAUUACUCUCAACCACAAUCUCAAUUCCUAAAUAAAUUUCUUAACGAAUCAGAAUCUGAAUCUGAAGAUACAAAUAUUAUCAAUAAAAGCCUCAAUAGUAUCACAAAUAUUCAUAAAAAUAAAGAAAAUAAUAAUAAUAAUAAUAUCAUUGACAAUAACUUGACAAUGCUGUCUUCUUCAGCAAGUUCGAUGCCCCCAUUAACCUCAAACUUUUCUUCUUAUUUAUCAAUCUCAAAUGACUUCAUUAAUAAUGAUAUUUAUAGUAAAACUAAAACCAAGAAUAAACCCAAUAAUGAUCAAAACCAAACAAUUGAUUAUAAUCACCAAAUCAAUGAUUCUAUUCAAUCUUCAAAAUCAAACUCCAUCUUUUCUACAGACGUUCUACAAAAAAUUGAAAAAAUGAGAUCUUACUAUAAAAAUAAUAAUAACACUCAACAUAAUUCUUUGAUCCCUUUAAGAACUCCUUUAAAACAGUCUCCGAUAUUAUUAAAAAAUCAUAAUCAAAUCGAUUACAAAAUAUCCCCUUUAAAAAUUAAUUUGAAUCUACCUGAUUUUAAUAAUAAUGAUAAUAUCAUUCUAAGUAACGAAGAAAAAAAUGAUCAAAAUGACAACCAAAAUGAUAACCAAAACGAUAAUUUUCCAAAUAAUCAUUCCCCAAAUAAUAACUCUCCAAAUAAUAACUUAUCCACUUCUCCUUUUAAAAUUGUUUUAACUCCAAAAAGAAGUAAAAUUUUCAGAAAUCUAUCCACUCCAAAUUUAGCGCUAAAUAGUAACAAUAAAAAUAAUUUUGAUAAUUUAAGUACUGAAUUAAGUAUUUCUUCAAGCACAAUGUCAUUCGUCUCUCCAAGAAAACAAAAUCAAUUAAAAUACUUGAAAAAUUAUAGAUUUCCUAAAACCCCAGAAAAACAGAAAAAGAUUGACACUAACUUAGAAUUAUUACUAAAAUCUCCCGAUAUACCAGAACCACAAUUAAAUACGUUAAUUCAAAAAGAUUUCAUUUCAAAUUUACUAAAAAAAAAAUCUUAUGCUAAUAAUACUAAUGGUAACAUAUUCAACGAUUACAAUAAUAAUACUAAUAAUUCACUAUCAACAACUACGGCAUCAAUUCCCUCUCCAAAAUUGGAUGAUAUAACUUUACAAAUACUUAAAAGUAAUAAAAAAAGAAAGGGUUUAUCUGAUGAAAAUGUUGAUAAAAACAAGAUCCAAAAGAAAAGAAAUACCACUCAAGUUGAUUUCGACACUGACAAUAAUGAUUACAAACAUUCCUAA
This is a messenger RNA of Ascoidea rubescens DSM 1968, 2046 nucleotides long. RefSeq lists its product as uncharacterized. Bases 1 to 2046 code for a protein of 681 amino acids. Gene Ontology annotation, biological process: attachment of spindle microtubules to kinetochore. The transcript has a single exon. Lineage: Eukaryota; Fungi; Ascomycota; Saccharomycetes; Ascoideales; Ascoideaceae. The record is from RefSeq and is a predicted model, not a curated record. Gene Ontology annotation, cellular component: mitotic spindle; DASH complex.